Pseudophryne corroboree (corroboree frog) is the source of this 3859-nucleotide messenger RNA. It is a transcript of the gene TCP11L1, whose product is annotated as t-complex 11 like 1. Lineage: Eukaryota; Metazoa; Chordata; Amphibia; Anura; Myobatrachidae. Gene Ontology annotation, biological process: signal transduction. The record is from RefSeq and is a predicted model, not a curated record. Bases 294 to 1802 code for a protein of 502 amino acids. The transcript has 10 exons.
UGCAGAACAGCCCACACUGUCACACACAAUGUGGCAAUAAACUACAUUUCCCAGCAUCCCUCAGUCCUGCAGCUUCCGUAUUCUAUGCACACAUACAGCCUGCACCAGCAUUGAAUGGGCUGCUCCCUGUAACGGCUCAGUCCCCGGUGUAACCUGAGUGAUCCAGUCCGGGCUGUGAUCCCAGCAACCAGGAGGCAGACAGCAGCAGGAUGUACACAGAGAGCUGCUGCAGCUAGAGCCUUGUGGGGCCUGGUCACCUCGGUAGCUGCUUACUCCCUUUUACACCCUGGGCCAUGCCUCUUGAACCAGAUAAGUCACAGUCCGGAGACGAAUCGUCCAAUGAUGCCAGUAGGGCCAGCCGCGGCGACCGACCGGACGUCUCUGAGAAAUCUGUCUGUGAGCGAAUCCGACAAAACACUCCAAGUCCCCACAGAGGAAACACACCCCAGGCUAGUCCCCCGCGGUUCGUGUCCGUAGAGGAACUCGUGGAUGCCGCUAAAGGGGUAAACAACAUGGCUUUAGCUCAUGAGAUUGUGGUCAAUAAAGGAUUUCAGAUCAAACCAAUGGAGUUCCCACAGGGAAGCCUGGAAAGAACCGUUCGGGACAUUGUACAUAAAGCAUUCUGGGAUUGCUUAGAAACUCAGUUCAGUGAAGACCCUCCAGUUUAUGACCAUAUGAUUAUACUACUUAGAGAAGUUAAAGAGACCCUCUUCUCUUUCCUGUUACCUGGCCACACACGGCUGAGGAAUCAGAUCAAUGAGGUCCUGGACCUGGAUCUCAUCAAGCAAGAAGCAGAGAAUGGGGUCCUGGACAUCCCCAAGCUAGCAGACUUUACUGUAGGGAUGAUGGGGACUCUCUGUGCACCAGCUCGAGAUGAGGAAGUCAAGAAACUUCGGGACAUUAAAGAGCCAGUGCCCUUAUUCAGGGCAAUCUUCGCAGUCCUAGAUCUCAUGAAAUUGGACAUGGCCAACUUUGCAAUCGGCACCAUUCGGCCACAUCUGAUGCAGCAGUCUGUGGAGUAUGAGAGAAAGAAGUUCCAGGACUACUUUGAAAAGCAGCCAAAGUUUUUGGAAUACGCCACUAGUUGGCUUCAGGAAGCGGCUGAUGACCUGUGUGGCAAGGGCUCUGUACCGGAGGGGGCCUCUGCUGGGCCACUGUGUCCAAUCUCUGUAUUAAAUCAUGCCUACAUCAAACUUCUCACUUGGGACCAUGAAGACAGGCCGUUCCCAGAGACAGUGGUCAUGGACCAGAUCCGGUUCCAAGAGAUGAAGUUGGAGCUGACACAGCUUACCCUGCAGGGGACACUACUCCUGAUCAUACACAAUGCUGCUGGACCUGCCGUCUCCGGCCUCCCUGGCUUUGUGGACAGGAUGAAGAGUCUCAUCAGGCUUUUACUGAAGGGAGUGGGAACACCCUGUGUGAAUACAGCAGAGGCCCUGGCCACGCUUGGGGAGAAGAUAUGUGUAGAAGUGAACAGCUGCCUCAGUCAACAUGGCUACGCACCCUUCUCCACAGAGAAAGAGGAAUGUCUUAAAGGACAAAUUCAGAGCGCCUCAUCUCCUUCCAACCAGAUACACAGAUUAAUAGACUCCAGGAACCUAACAUUUUUACUGAGCUACCUGUCCGCCACCAACCAGAGAUCUGUUCCUGUAUUACCCGGAGGACUGGGUCCCAUCCAAAAAGAACUGGAAGAGAUGGCUGUGAAAUUUCUGCGUCUCGUCAAUUAUAAUAAAAUGGUAUUUAGUCCCUACUAUGACUCAAUCCUGGGAGAAAUACUGAACAAACAUAAGCCCCAGCCUUGAGCUUGUAAUCAAUACAUCGACUGAGAUGAAUAGCCAGGAAGUGCUGUCAUCACCGCUCUACAUUAAAUAGCUUUCAGUGUACGGGACACCGUGUUCCAUCACUGAUCUGUAACACAUUAAUCUCACAGACCAGACACUGAGAUUCCUACAUAAAGCGAAAGAUAAAAGCGUCUCACCGUCCUUGCUUAAAUAUUGUAUUUCCGGAAGAGACUGAAGCUGUGUUUUGCGGGAACUGCAGUUGGGAGACCGGUGUUUUGAAUCUUCAAGUGUGUGUUUAUAUCGGGGGCGGUCCUUAGUGCAUCUCUCGUGUGCAGCUUUUUUUCUUUACAUUGCGCAGAGUACAUAUACUAAUGCAUCGCUGUCCUGUAGAGGAACUGGAAUAUGGACACUGGCUUAUUAAACUAUACGGAGAGACCUGAUUGCCAAUCUGUUGCAAUAAAGUUCUUUUGCUGAGCGAAACUCGCCUAAAAAUUUACAAUUUCAACCCUUUAUCUAACUUCAAUCAGCUAGCUCUGCAAACGUCAAACCUGCUCAACCGGAUUACACUUCUUUUCCCCCUAAAACGCUUUGGCAGUAAUCACGCCACCAAAGGAAAGGAUAUAGCUUUUUACCUCAACUAUUUUGCACUUCCUAAAUGAGAUUCUCUGUCAUCUCCAGGUAACUGCACAAGGAGGAAUUCACCCAAAGGGAAUAGUUUAUAGGAAUCUGCCUGAAAAUAGAUAUCAGUGAGUUGUUUCUUGUGGAUUCCCAUUCAUGGUGGGAAAAGUGCAUCCCUAACACCAGUGUGCAAGCACUGAAGGUGUACACAGCUGCAAGCAGACUACUCGUUCACUAAGGACUAACACUGUAACUAAAGCAAUUUGUGGUUGACCACAGGAAAUUGCGUUUGUACUGUUUAUGAAAAGUUUAUAGUUUAUUGCACUUGGCUUAUGAAACAGUCACCCUACAAACAUUGAUCUCCCAAGUCAAUGAGACAUAUACAUUAUUUUCAGACACAAAACCAGAACGAACGCCCUAACGCUUCCAUAUUUACCAUAAUAGAAAGCUUUGCUUUGUCCCACAUAAGUUGGUUCUUCCGCAUUUUGUCGUCAUAAAGCUUUAAUAAAUCUGAUUUUCACUUUAAGCUACAUAUUGUAUUUGUGUCAAAACAAAUUCAAUGUGGUAACUUUUUUUUUCAUAAUUUGUUUUUUUUUUUUACACACUAAUUGUAUACGUUUAUUCUUCCAUCGUUUCUUUGUAUUCUGCAGUGUUGAACCCAAAGAAGAGACAUUGAAGCCUGUGAUAAAAUAGAUUAUAUUGUAAUAUACGAGCAUAGACCGUUGUUAAUGGUGAUCUAUAGAUUUUCUCUCUACGCAGUUGGAUAUUGAUAAUCUUCCAUCUGGGAAGAGAUCAGAGCAAUCUGUGAUUCUCCAGCUAGUAUAAUACUCCCAUUUUUGUCGCUGAAGAGUCGAGACCUAAUGUAAAGUAUUAACUCUAUGGAAAAUCGGUAUGUGGAUCUAGAGAUGGAUUUCAAAUGAGUCCUCAUCAGUAUGGCUUUAAAGGUGAUUAAUGAACAUUAAAUCAUACAUAAGCAGAGAGGUUACUUUUUAAUCAGCUGUAAAUUAUACUGUUAUAAUAACGCAGUAGUGAUGGUGUCCAUUGUAAUUGGACUACAAUAACAUCACAAUGCUGAACAGUGUUACAACUGCUGUAUUACAGCACACUACUGUUACCUUGUAAUCCAACAGUGUCCUAAUGUCACUUGUCUCCAACAUACUACACGUAAUAAGAUCUUGUACAGUAUAUACAUCCCUUGUAAAUGGGCAGGAUGAUCAGAUUCACCACGCCUCGAUCAGUGGAGUAAAGCCGCAUUGGCUGCAAAGAAAUGUUCCGCUUUAAGGCUGUGAUACAUACUGAAAAUAGCAUCUUUGUGCAAUAAAAGCUUAGUUCUGUUCAUCUUUCCAUGUACAUGCUUACAGACUAUUUUACAAAUGCAGUCUACAGAGUGGGACUUUUAAUCUAUACUGAAGUAUAAAGUGUUUAUCAAUAAAUCUGAAUUUAUUCUAUGGAAUCUAUAA